AUAUCAAGAUUAUAAAGAAAGUAUGCUGUUUAUAUUAAUAAACGAUAUAAAAUAAAUAGCACACUAUAUUUCUUUUUUGAGUCUCACUUUCUUCCUAACUGUUGUUAUAGCGUUGACUAUUGAUAUUCGAUAAAUACGUAACAAACCUUCAAGAGAACACAAAGAAUGGGGCUAUUUGAUCGUUUAGCGAAUCUUUUAGGUCUUAGGAAAAAAGAAGUAAACGUUUUAGUAGUGGGCCUUAACAAUAGUGGUAAGUCGACGGUCAUAAAUAAUUUCAAACGCGAGGAUGACCGUUGCAUAGACAUAGUGCCCACUGUUGGGUAUAAUGUUGAAAAAUUUUCAUUUAAAAACGUUAAUUUCACGGCAUUUGAUAUGUCAGGACAUGAUCGACAUAGACCGCUAUGGGAACAUUAUUACAAAGAUUGUCAUGGUAUUAUCUUUAUUAUUGAUAGCAGCGACAAACUACGAUUGGUCGUUGUUAAAGAAGAAUUAGAUAUGCUUCUUCAACAUCCAGAUAUAGCCGGUCGUAAAAUACCAAUUCUCUUUCUGGCAAAUAAAAUGGACCUGCCCGAUUCCUUAACUACUGUCAAACUUGUUGCUGGACUUGGCCUUGAUCGCAUACAGAAUAAACCUUGGCAUAUACGAGCAACGAACGCGAUUACUGGAGAAGGUUUACAAUUAGGCAUAGAAUGGCUUACGGAUCAAAUUCGCGACAUAUAUAUUAAUAAAAGAUAAAAAUAAGUUUAUUAUAUCGGAUGCAAGAAUGCUCAUGAAAGUUAGCCAGACGAAAUUAAAAUAAGCGAUUACAUGGUGACCCAUUUAAAUCUAGAUCUUUAAGUAUUUCGUUUCGAAUUUCAGUCACUUCGUGAAUGAAAUUCAAAUUGUGAUGAAUGAAUAUCACGUGCUCACGUGACUCUAGUCUACAAUGAAUCCGUCCAAUAAUAAAUGAUAAAUAUUUCGUACUUGCACCAUAUUUUACACACUGAUAGUAAUAAUUAUUAUUUAAUUACAUUGUCGUUUUGUAAAAUGUGUAUUUCUAUUGAACAAAUUUUAUAUGCAAUAAAUUGAUGUAUCCUUAA
Molecule: messenger RNA, 1079 nt
Organism: Frieseomelitta varia
Lineage: Eukaryota; Metazoa; Arthropoda; Insecta; Hymenoptera; Apidae
Gene: Arl6
Product: ADP-ribosylation factor-like protein 6
Exons: 3
Coding region: 166-735 (189 amino acids)
Biological process (GO): intracellular protein transport; vesicle-mediated transport; protein localization to cilium
Cellular component (GO): cytoplasm; axoneme
Molecular function (GO): GTPase activity; GTP binding
Source: RefSeq, a predicted model, not a curated record